CAGAUAUGCGUAUGCGAUGUACAAUGGCACACUAGAAAAUCUUUACCGAAAGAAAGUGGAUAAAGAACAUAAACGUCACGUGAUCAUUGUUGGUGCAGGAAUGGCAGGCUUAUCUGCAGCUUAUGAAUUGGCUCAGAUUGGUCAUAAGGUAACUAUACUAGAGGUACAGUCCCGUGUUGGAGGUCGCGUGAAGACAAUUAGAGAAGGUUUUACUGAAGGUCUUCUUUCUGAAGCUGGGGCGAUGCGACUUCCUCUGAAUCAUUACCUGACUUGGCACUACCUGAAUUUGUUCGGUGUAGAGACAGUACCAUUCCAGAAUUACAACGAAAAUGGAUACCUAUACUUGUACGGAAAAAAGAUAAGAAUGCAUGAUUGGAAGAAAAACAACAAAAAGUAUAGUGACGAACUCUGGCCAGGCUGGGACAAGAAUCUAACUGAGGAGGACAAAGCAAAAUAUAAGAUUGAUGGAAUACUUAGUUACUUCGAAGCAACAAUGAAACCGAUUAAAGAUGAACUAGGACCCUCUCCAUCAGAGAAGAAAUGGCAGGACUGGCUGCAUAAAUGGAGUAAGCUCUCUACAGAAGAUUUCUUAAGAGGGUUAUGUGCAGAUGAAAUGAAGGUUUCUCCGCUUACUCCAUGGACAGAGAAAGCCAUUGAAUGCUACAAGGUUUCUACAUAUACACCAACACUUGGUACGGACUUAGCAACACAGCUUCGAGAGGAUCUUGGAAAAUGGUGGCAAGAAUGUCUGAAAACACCUAAGCUUGGAAUGGACACCCUGCCGAAGGCGUUCACUAAAAAGAAUGAAAAAGGCUGGAACCCGUCUGUCGAUCUCUCGCAACACAUCAAGUUUGGAAUCAAGGUAACAAAGGUGGAAAACGUUGAACAUGUUAAGGACAAGAAAGCCAAGAUGGUCAAGGUUACUGGAGAAAACAGAAGUACGGGACACAAGGAAACAUUUGAAGGUGAUGCCGUUAUUCUGACAUUACCGCUACAAAUCCUGCGACAGCUCGAUAUACCGUUCAGCAUUGAAAAACAAAAAGCCAUUUCGCAAAUUUCGUAUGAUGCCUCUACAAAGAUAAUGCUGCAAUGCAAGAAAAGAUUCUGGCAGAAAGACGUAGGUCAUGGAGGUUUCAGCAAAACUGACAUGAUGAUCGGACAGUUACAUUACCCGGAUUACGACGGCUCCGGAAUUGGAGACAACGAAAGAGGAGUGCUGAUGGUAUAUACUUGGCAAGACAAUGCGUUGACGUAUGGUUCACAACCAAAAGAUCUUGCUAUUCGCAGUGCCGUACAUGACAUAAGCAAGAUCCAUCCCGAAAUAAAGGACGAAUUUGAGGUUGGAACCGUUCAGGCAUGGUACAGCGAUCCCACAUCCGAAGGUGCUUUCGCGAAUUUAAAGCCCUAUGAGUACAUAGAUAAUAUGAAUAGCCUGACAACACCAACAGACACCGUAUACUUAGCUGGAGAGGCACUGUCCUGGUCAAAUGGUUGGAUUCAGGGAGCUAUAUUCUCCGGGCUGAUGCAAGCCUACUGUUUCCAGUCGCACCAAGAGAACAAAGAAAUCGUCACGCCUGUAUCUGUAAUGCUUGGAAAGAACUAGAUGACUCGUUAGCAGAAAAUCAGACUUUAGUUUCAUUAUGAUAUAUUAAGUUAUGGCAUUCUGCUUUGAAAUACUUAUAACCCCGAGUACAACCUCUUCCUACAGUUGUAGGCUUUAAGGUAUUGGAUCUGUAUUAGUGUACCUAAUUUUGAAGAGUAUUUUAUACUCAAUAAGUCUACUUAAACUUACGUUUUCAGGGGCAAAGGUUCAAGCCAACUGGGACCAACAUUGUUUUCCGUAUUUUCCUUUCUCUAGCACGUUUUUACUUUUAUCGAGACUUAUUAUUGAUUUGUUGUACAAGAGUGAUUUGUUUUUAUUUGAUAAGUGAUUUCUUGCUGUUAAAAGUUAAUAUUCCUCUGAAACAGAUUGGGGCAGAGUUAGAAAGUUUUGAAAAUACUGAGUUAUAUGCAGUAAAAGUUCUCUGUUUUGCCUUUACUUUAUAUAUUACAUAUUGUGGAAAAAAUGUAGCUAGGUUUAACCUCUGCCAAGCUUAAUUUUGAACGAAAUCUUUUUACUUGAGGCACCCUUGAAAAAGAAAGAAAUGGACACAGCUGUAUUUUGUGUUUUAUAAUUGUUUACUUAUAGUUUGACGUUUAUUUUAUCAAAAUUAAUGGUUUAAUCAAUUCUCUGCAAGCGUUUUGGACAGUGGCCAUCACUUUAAAAUUUGCCUCUACUUGAGCUUGAGUAAAUAUUGUAAAUAAUACAAAAUUUAUAAAAGAAACAAACACCGUAAAAGUUGUUUAAAAUUGCAACACAGUGCGAAACAAGAAUUCUGCCAAGCGAAUGCCAAUUUUUAACAUUUCUAUUAGGGAUCUAAUACCUUAAGUCCAAUUUCGAUUAUCUCGAAGUAAAACGUUCGUAUCUCUCGAAUAAGAGUUACCGAGAUUCAAUAUAUAGAAAUGCAAAUCGGGUGUUUUUUGUCCGUGCAUUGUAAUGACAGCUUCAAUAGGUUUUAGUUUUCUUGUGUAUAUUUUCUAAAUGCAUUAACGCGAUGAAAUCGGAAAUUUUUUGUAUUGAAUUGACAAUAUUGUCAAAGGUAAAAGCUUUGAGUAAACUAGCCAGACACACGAACCUGUCUAUGAUAUAUGCAUAUAAUUAAAACUUUGAAAGGGCAUACAUUUUAUGUUUAACAAUCACAAACCCCGUUGACUCCAUAAAAUUGUAUCUGGAAGAUAAAAGUUAGUGUUGAUGCUAGGGCUUCGGAAAAGAAGAAACAACCUACUGACUGAAAAUAUAUCAGGUCUGCUUUGAAGUCCUAAUAUUUGAAUGAAAAGAACAAUUAUUUUUCAAGCAUAUUUGGCAUUCAAGCUUGUGCACAAGCAUGUAUGAAAUAGUAUUUUUGUUGCAUAUAAAAAAACCUUGUUCUUCUUUUGAGAUAACAUAAACUAGAUGCUUGCAUUUUAUACUCAUAAAUGACAAUCUUAUGCUGUAUUCUGGUUCUGGGAAAGGCUUUUUAGUGUGUGCUUUUUUCUGUCUGAUUUUUCUGUCUGGUUUUCUUCAUUUAAUGUUGGGGUUUUGGGAUUAUGUAAAUAUAAAGCUACUUUAUUUGACUGUUUGCUAGACAUGUCUAGUUCCGAAUAUACUUGUACACUAUAAUGUGUUACGACACUGCACCAAGCCCGCUCGCUUAAAUCAAUAGGGAGAGCCCAGAGCUACAAAUCACGAGGUCAUCAGUUGGAUCCCCGGACGGGGCGUAUAAUCUCCGUGAUGAUUUGAUAAAAGACAAUGUGUCCAAAAUUAUUCGCCCUCCACUUUAGGUUAUGUGGUAAAGUUGGCAGUUAUUUGCGGAACAGAUUUGUACUGGUACAGAAUUCAGCAACACUGGUAAACUGCCUGCCGUUACAUAACUGAAAUAUUGCGUAGUAUCAUCAGUACAAAAUAGUUACAAAUUUGCACCUUCUGCAGAUUUGGAAAGUGGUAACAAAAGAAGUUACAAUGAUUUCAGAACCUUUGUUCCAAAUGUAAAUUAAAGUACUUUUACAAACAUACUAGAACAAUCGAAGUUAAACGGAAAACUUUGGAGUUAGAGGAGACAGAUGCCUAUUUACUACGUUUGCAUGCCUGUAUUUAUAAGCUUUCGUACGAAAAUAUGCUAAAUGAUUGAUCUACGUUUUGUUUUCUCUGUCACUAAUCUACAGAAAAGAAAAGCAGUACUGUCUGAAUAAGAAAGCCCAAUAAGUACCAGAUUGUAUUGUAAAUUUUUUGACAUUUUUGUUUGUAUUGGUCAGUUAAUGUCGCUGAGUGUCUUUGUUCCAUGAGAAUAUGGUAAACCGCUGUGCAAUUUGCUUAUUGUCUUUGUAUUUUGUGAAGUGUGCCUCUCUUAUUAAAGCUUAUACAAGUU
Mercenaria mercenaria is the source of this 3944-nucleotide messenger RNA. RefSeq names its product putative L-amino-acid oxidase YobN. NCBI's taxonomy places the organism in Eukaryota, Metazoa, Mollusca, Bivalvia, Venerida, Veneridae. The record is from RefSeq and is a predicted model, not a curated record. Gene Ontology annotation, molecular function: polyamine oxidase activity; L-amino-acid oxidase activity. Gene Ontology annotation, biological process: amino acid catabolic process. The transcript has 6 exons. Bases 17 to 1603 code for a protein of 528 amino acids.